This is a messenger RNA of Hyalella azteca, 1588 nucleotides long. RefSeq names its product Down syndrome cell adhesion molecule-like protein Dscam2. The record is from RefSeq and is a predicted model, not a curated record. Gene Ontology annotation, biological process: dendrite self-avoidance; homophilic cell-cell adhesion; axon guidance. Gene Ontology annotation, molecular function: cell-cell adhesion mediator activity. Gene Ontology annotation, cellular component: axon; plasma membrane. Lineage: Eukaryota; Metazoa; Arthropoda; Malacostraca; Amphipoda; Hyalellidae.
AUGGGUCAGUACGUGUCAGCUCAUGGCGACGUGAUCAGCCACGUGAACAUCAGCAGCGUGCGUGUGGCUGACGGAGGAUUGUAUCAAUGCACGGCUCACAACACGGCUGGUCAAGCGCAUCAUUCUGCUCGCCUCAACGUCUACGGACCUCCGACCAUCCGCCACGUGGGGCAACUCACGGCCGUCGCAGGCCAAACCUUGAGUGUCACCUGCCCCGUCGGCGGCUAUCCCAUCGACAAAAUUACCUGGCAAAAAGAUGGCUUACAGCUUCCGGCGACGCACCACCAGCGCGUGCACGCCAACGGGACGCUGACGAUCGCUGCGAUCACGCGGGCGGGUGACGAAGGCAGCUACUCCUGCACGGCGCUCGACAAGCAGGGCCGCUCCGACCACCAGACGCUCCACAUUCAAGUCAUGGCAAUAACUGCUGCUGCAUCAGGAGUGUUGAUAUCACAGCACAGUGAGAUCUCCUCCACCUUGUCUAUCGACCGCACGUCCGGCGAGCACUCCGGCAAUUACACGUGCACAGCUUCCAAUGGUGCGAGGACUACAUCUUCUUCUGCUGCUCUCACCAUCAACAUUCCCCCGACGUGGGUGGUAGAGCCCUCUGACGCGGAUGUCUCGCUGGGCGCGUCUCUGGAGAUACCCUGCAGCGCCAGCGGCUUCCCGACACCCAGUGUCACAUGGAGGAAACAAACCCAUUCCGGGAACUGGCGAGACAUCACUAGUGAGUCUACAAGAAUACCUCAAGUGCAUCAAGGAACAAAAUCAACACAAACGAAAUCCUUCGCAGGCGCUAGUUCAGCUGUCGAGCCGCUGUCUCUCUCUGAGCGCUUCCCAGCCCCCAACGUAAUGCAAGUUUGGCAACAAAAAACCACCGUAAAAGCUCUUACACGAGUGGGUUUACAAAGAGAGUCUUCAGCGGGGCAGGACAGCUCUGGCAGCUCACUCAUAAUUGCCAAGGCAGCUAAAGAAGACAACGGACGCUAUUUGUGCGCAGCAAACAAUGCUGAAGGCCCCGGACUCUCGAAGCUCGUCACGGUAACUGUCCUAGAGCCUCCAUGGUUUCCCGUACGCGGGCGCGAGGUGACGGCCCAGGUGCGAGGAACUGCUGUGUUGGAGUGCAGUGUUAGAGGAGACGCGCCGCUGGCGGUGCAAUGGCGCAGAGACGGCCAAGUCCUGCCACUAAUCGGCUCAAAGUACAGCGUUGAACAAGAACACGGGGAAGAAACCACAAAGUUGAAGUUGAUACUGAAUGACGCAUUGGCUUCUGAUGGCGGAGCCUACGAAUGUCAGGCAUCGAACCUGCAUGGCUCAAACAGCUUGGUUUACUCCCUAGUCGUGCGAGAUGUCCCGUCAGCGCCAAGUGACGUCAAAGUUUCAGAGAAAGGAGCUCGUUUUAUAGCUCUUGAAUGGUCUGCUUCUGCUGAGCGUGCCUCCGUACCUGAGUCAUCAGAUAUCAACUUUAUCGUUUUCUACGCCACUGUUGAAGGUUCAUAUAAAGAAAUAAAAGUCCCGACCAACUUCGCCCGAAUCACCGGUCUUGAUCCCGCGACGCGUUACUUGUUGCGCGUGGCGGCCGAGAACA